Messenger RNA from Colius striatus (speckled mousebird), 1979 nucleotides. It is a transcript of the gene LHFPL6, whose product is annotated as LHFPL tetraspan subfamily member 6. Gene Ontology annotation, cellular component: membrane. NCBI's taxonomy places the organism in Eukaryota, Metazoa, Chordata, Aves, Coliiformes, Coliidae. The record is from RefSeq and is a predicted model, not a curated record. The transcript has 4 exons. Bases 415 to 1017 code for a protein of 200 amino acids.
AGUGCAUUGCCUCCCAAGGAAUCAAACGGGGGGAGAGAGGAACGUGCGGAGGAAGAAGGCAGGGAAGGACGGGCAGGGCUGGGGAGGGUCCCAGUGCCGGUCCCGCCCGCCUCGGAGCGCCCGCUUCGCCCUCACGCCGGGACCGUGAGGAGAGUCACCCGGGGCAGCCGCCACCCGCCGGCUCCGCGCCCAUGUGCUCCCGGAAGCCGUGGAGGGCAGCCCCCGCGCCCGGUGUGUCAGGACAUUUGACUUCAUGAUGGGACAGAACGUCACCCUAGCUGUUAGGAUUCGACAUUCCCCUGGUGUGAGGAUUCGUCAAGGCUGAGAGACUCUGAAUUAUCUAUAAACCUCCUCUAAAAUACACAGCUGCUUUUCUGCCUCCCCAUUGCAAGGCGUCUUGGAGCAGAUACAAAGAUGGCCUCUAGCCUCACCUGUGCUGGCAUCGUCUGGGCCUUCCUCUCUUUCUUCUGCGCUGCUGCCUCCUGCGUGGGCUUCUUCAUGCCCUACUGGCUCUUGGGGUCUCAGCUGGAGAAGUCAGUUUCCUUCGGCACUUUCCGGAGGUGUGCCUACCCAGUGCGGGAUGAGAGCCGCCAGACAACCGUGAUGGUGGAGCAGUGUGGCCGCUACGCCUCUUUCCAGGCCAUCCCAAGUGCCGAGUGGAGGAUCUGCACGGUAGUGACGGGCCUGGGCUGUGGGCUGCUCCUCUUGGUGGCCCUGACGGCGCUCAUGGGCUGCUGUGUGUCUGAGCUCAUCUCCAGGACUGUGGGCAGGGUGGCAGGAGGCAUCCAGUUCCUGGGCGGUUUGUUGAUUGGCUCUGGUUGUGCCCUCUAUCCUCUCGGCUGGGACAGUGAAGAAGUCAGACAAACUUGUGGUAACCUUUCCAACCAGUUUGAAUUGGGCACCUGCCACAUCGGCUGGGCCUACUACUGCACAGGCGGAGGCGCGGCGGCAGCCAUGCUGGUGUGCACCUGGCUGGCCUGUUUCUCAGGCAAGAAGCAGAAGCAGUAUCCCUACUGACCUGGCCCAGGGCGCCGGUGCUGCCAGGCGCCCCAGGGGCUAUCUUCUGGAUAACGACAAUGAGCGAGAAUUUUUUAAGUGCAUUCUCUCUGGAGCGGGCAUGGGGCGGGAUGGCUGGCAGCCCAAGGGAGGGCAAGGGAGGGGAAUGGCAGCAGAAAGCUACCUGGCUGGGCUGUAUGAGGACAAGCCCACUCGUGGUCUGCUCCACAAAAAUAUAAGUAAGGAAAACUCUACUUUGGCAGAUGGUGAAAUGGUGCAUGCACCGAUGAAUCAAAAGGUUGACGAGAGGACGGCAGUGCCAGGGAGGCAGCUCCUCGGUGCACCACUCCUGAAAGCACACAUGCACACACAGAUGUUGAACGUGGCACAAAAUAAGUAGAGAGGAAACUUCUUUUUGGUGACAUUCUUCUUUCUUUUCUUUUUAUUUUCCUUUUCUUUUUUUUUUUUUAACUUCCUUCUGAUGGUUUAAAAUUCAGUGUUGCAACACUUUUAAUCUAUACAUUAAACUUAAUAAAAGGACCAAUAAGCCACUUGAUCAGUAUUUUGUAUAUUCUCUACACGUUUUUCUUCCCCAAACAUUUAGCCACUGCUUAUUCAGCCCUAUAUAACUUUUAUUAAGCCUCUGUGUUUUCAGCCUUAUUACAAAAAUGCAACACAAUUACUUGGCAUAUGUAGCCUUUCCCUAUAGUACUUUUAUGAAGUGCGGUAAAUGGACAUUUUUCUGUCCAUUGGAAAUUCCACUCACAGUACUGUAGAGCUCUUGUUGGUUACAUUCAACUAACAGGAAAUUUCUUCCAGACAUAGAUUUCUGUUGCUGUUAUGUUUAGCUCAUUGAUGUUGUAUUGUGCUGUACCAUGUUUAUUAUUUCAAUAUUCAUUUUUGUAAAAAAAAUAUAUAUAAUAUGUGCUAUUUUAUGUUUGUAUUUGAAAAAUCUCUGUAAAUAAAUUUUUCCUUGGUCAAUA